Messenger RNA from Daucus carota subsp. sativus, 1667 nucleotides. RefSeq names its product protein ROH1D. The record is from RefSeq and is a predicted model, not a curated record. NCBI's taxonomy places the organism in Eukaryota, Viridiplantae, Streptophyta, Magnoliopsida, Apiales, Apiaceae. The coding region runs from base 299 to 1441 and encodes 380 amino acids. The transcript has a single exon.
AACUCUUGAUUUUGACGAACUCUUCUAGUUCCCGACAACCAUUGUACGCGGUCCAUUUCCUAUAUAAACACUCUCUUCUCUUUAUGUAUUCAAAACAUCCAUCUCUCUCUUCACAUUCUCUCUCUACAACACUCUUCUCCUAACCUCCAAUUCACCCAUUUUCAUCUUCUUAAUCAAUCUCAACUUUUCAUCCCUCUAUUAAUUUUGUGUUAAAGCUCGAAUUUUGUGUAUAAUUGGGUGAAUUAUUGUUUUUAUGUUCGAGAUUUGAUUAGGGUUUUGCUUGUGGUGAAUGUAAGAAAUGCCAGCAACGGAUUAUCAAGGCUCAUCAGCUUCUCACACGACUCGUUCGUUCUUUAGUUUUCGUCGGGAGCAAAUCCACUCGAUGGAUUCUCCACACGCGACUAGUCAAGAUAUGGAGCUUGAAUCUUUUCAGAGACUUGUUGCUGAGAGGUUUAGUGAUUUGUCAGCGGAUAAGGGUGAUGAUUUUCUCUCACUAUCGUGGGUUCAGAAGCUGCUCAGUGUGUUUCUUGAUUGCCAGGAGGAUUUUACCGAAUUGGUUUCCAGGAAUAAAGGGUACUUAAACAGGGCUCCGAUGGAUCGUAUGAUUUCGGAGUUUUUCGAGAGGAGUGUGAAGGCUUUAGAUGUUUGUAAUGCGAUUCGAGAUGGAAUUGAGAUUAUUAGGCAAUGGCAGAAGCAAUUGGAGAUUGUGUUGUGUGCUUUGGGUAAUCAGAGGAGUCUUGGAGAAGGUCAGUUUCGUCGAGCCAAGAAGGCGUUGGUUGAUUUAGCAAUCGGGAUGUUGGAUGAGAAAGAGGGCAGCUCUUCGGUUUCUCAUAGGAACAGGUCUUUUGGGCGAAAUAAUGUAGUGAAGGAUCAGAAAUCAAUGGGGCAUUAUAGGUCGUUGUCGUGGAGUGUUUCGCGAUCCUGGUCAGCUGCUAAGCAGUUGCAGGCAAUUGGGAAUAAUUUAGCUCCUCCGAAGCCUAAUGAGAUUAUGGCUACCAAUGGACUAGCUUUGGCUGUUUAUACGAUGAAUAAUGUAUUGUAUUUUGUAAUGUGGGCUCUUGUUGCCGCAAUACCUUGUCAGGAUCGCGGUUUACAUGCUAGUUUUCAUAUGCCUAAGCAGUUUGUUUGGGCUAGUCCGAUUCUAUCUCUUCAUGAGAAGAUAUUGGAUGAAUCGAAGAAGAGGGACAAGAGAGCCGCCAGUGGCUUAAUGAAGGAGAUUCAUGAGAUUGAGAAGUGUGCGCGUUUUUUGAAUGAACUGAUGGAUUCGGUUAGCUUCCCUUUGAACGAGGAGAAGGAAGAAGAAGUUGUAAAGAGAGUAAAGGAGUUAGGAGUAGUUAAUCAGGCUAUAAAGCAAGGAUUGAACCCGAUGGAACGGCGAGUUAGGGAAGUGUUUCAUAAAAUUGUAAAGAGUAGAACCGAAGGCCUUGAAUCUUCCGGCUGAUCAACACAUCAUCCCAAGUAAUUCAAUCUGUAGUUGAAUGCAGAAACGAGUGCUAUGUCUAUAAUUUGUAUACUGGAGAAAUGGGGAUUGGAUUAUCUUGUCCACGAUGUCUAUGGCCUUCUUGUUUAUUACUACUAUAUCAGUUGGUUUUUGCAAGUAGAAUUGGCUUGUUCAUUUUUGUUUCCAUUUUUAUGGUUUGAAUGUCAUAUAGAAAUUUUUCAUUCGA